GAGCUUCCUAAGCCUAUUCGUCGUUGCUUCACCAUCGCAUCUUCCACUCCCGGAGACGAAAUCGCAAGUCCAACACGCCACCAACGAUCUGUGUUCUUCCCAAAGGUCAUCUCAAUAAGAAAAAAAAAAUCAUUUUUCUUAAGAAUCUGCAACGUGGGGCAUCUCAGAUGUUCCUAGGGCAAAGUGGAUGCAGCUUUACGAUUCUGUGAUUUUGAGAUGGAAGAGGUGGAGAAAGCUAACAGAGUUGCUGUGCAAAGUUGCAUCAGAGUUAUUGGUCUUCUUUCCCAACCUAAAGAUAAAAUUUCACCUGCAGAUCUUUUGGUGGAGACAGGUGAAGCUGUUUCCAGAUUCAAGAGGUUGGUGUCUUUGCUCAACGGCAGUGUUGGCCAUGGCAAAGUUAGGGUUGUCAAAGUCCCACCCAUCUCCAAUCAGAAGAUGUUCUCAGACAAUCAUUUCCUAUCCAAAAUGGACCUUGCUUUGAACCCACCCCAACACCUCCCAAUAAAUGCUUUGGAGAGCAAAAACCAAGUAUUGGAUUCAAGUCCUAAGAACCUGCUGCAAAUCUCACAAAGGAGCUUUACGGAACACCAAUUUGGGCUACAUGCAUCAUCGUUGUCGAGUCAGUACGAAUUCGUUCGAUGCCAGCAGCAGAAUGGCCUGAAGGUUCAACUUGGUCAGCAGAUGAGCUUUCAGGCUGACAGUUUCAGGAGAAGCCACACUGCUAUAAACCUCAAGUUUGAGAACUCGAACUGCACCCCAUCUGUGUCUACAGCCAGGUCUUUCUUGUCGUCUCUAAGUAUGGAUGGAAGUGUAGUCAGCUUGGAUGGCAAGUCAGCAUUCCGCUUAAUUAGUGGGCCGGCAUCAUCAAACACGGGUAACCUCCACCCUCCUCUCAAGAGAAAGUACCAAUGUCGAGGAGAGGAUGGAAAUGGCAAAUGUGCUACUACUGGUAGAUGCCAUUGCUCUAAAAAGAGGAAGUUGAGAUCGAAGAGAACCAUUAAGGUACCUGCUAUCAGUGAUAAAUCAUCUGAUAUCCCACCGGACGAGUAUUCAUGGAGAAAAUAUGGGCAAAAACCAAUCAAGGGCUCUCCUUAUCCUAGGGGAUAUUAUAAAUGUAGCAGCAUGAGGGGUUGCCCGGCAAGAAAACACAUUGAAAGGUGCGUAGAAGAGCCUUCAAUGCUCAUUGUCACUUACAAAGGUGAGCAUAAUCAUGGCAAGCUACCGAGCCAGUCCACCCAAACGUAGUGUUCGUAAAGAUUUUACCUCUUGCAAGCCUGCCCUACCGAUCAUCAUGCAUUCAACCUUCCUUUUCGGGUAUGGAACACGAGUUUCUCUCAAAGGUCGAUCAUCUUUCCAUGUGAUAAUGGGAAACAACAAAUGGAUUUACCGCAGGUGCCAUGUUUAUUUGCUUCACUGGUAGAGUGUCCCAGAAUCAUUAUCCAUCGGACACGGUCAUCAUUGAUUCAUCGCGAUUUCGAACAAGGGCCAAAGCCUAUCGGUUUACAUCAUGACUUGUGUUUAUAGAAUGAAAGAAUCAAAUAAAGUUAGUGAGGACAAAAUGCACAUCAAGUAGUAUUGAAAAAUAGUGGAUGGAUUUCAUGUUGCUGAAAACAUACGAUUUUGUAUUUAUUAUAUUCUUUUGGUAUGAUAUAGAGUUUGAAAUGCUAUCUGAUCAAUGUUGUGCUUUCAGUCACUGUUGGAAUUUCCAUGAACUUUGCUAUACCAAACUGAAAAUUUUGAAA
Molecule: messenger RNA, 1742 nt
Organism: Zingiber officinale
Lineage: Eukaryota; Viridiplantae; Streptophyta; Magnoliopsida; Zingiberales; Zingiberaceae
Product: probable WRKY transcription factor 21
Exons: 4
Coding region: 217-1245 (342 amino acids)
Biological process (GO): regulation of DNA-templated transcription
Molecular function (GO): sequence-specific DNA binding; DNA-binding transcription factor activity
Source: RefSeq, a predicted model, not a curated record